UAAAAGAGAACUGAGUGUAAUUUGCUGUUUUUACAAAGAUAUAUUUUCUCAAGAUGUGAAAACAAAAUUGUUUACAUCAGGAACUUUGUAUUUUCUUCUUUAUUUGUGUAUAACUAUGCCAAGAGGACGUGCCAAAAACUUAAAUGCAGAGGGAGAUGGGUUUAGCCAACCAAGUGCCCCUACAAAAAGAAGGAAAAAAUCAAGGGCCAGUCCUGGUACUCCCGACAUGAUCCCGCCACAGAUGGCAGGGGGGAGCUAUGGCCCAAUGGGGAUGCCGGGCAACCCAAUGGAUGACCCCCGCAUGUACGCAAACUCAAUGCCAUACUCACCUAACUCCAUGCAGGAGAUGGGCAUGUACAACAUGGGCCCAGGAAUGGGGCCCGGCCCAGGCAGGGGAGGACCCAUGCCUGGCAGUCAGAGCCCCUACCAGUAUGGUCCAGGGGGUCCUCAAGGCGGACAUCCAGGCCCCGGACAUAGCCCCAUGGGGCCUGGUCAUCACAUUAAUCAUCGCAUGCCCCAGCCUGGCCAGAUGUCAACUUCCUCUAUGGGUAACGGCAAAACUUACCCAACAUCUGCAUCUAUGGUUUUCAACCCAUCCAACCCGAAUGCUCCACCGAUAUAUCCGUGCGGUAUCUGUCACAAGGAGGUGCAUGACAAUGACCAGGCGAUCAUGUGUGAGAGUGGAUGUAACUUUUGGUACCACCGCGGCUGUACUGGGCUCUCUGAGGCUGCCUUUGUCAUGCUCACACAGGAGGCGUACGCAGAGUGGGCCUGUGACGGCUGCCUCAACUCCCGCAACAUUCCCCUUGUCAAAAUAAAGUCAUAGAUAAUCUUUGUUGUACAAUCAUUUUCAUAAUUGUUCUUUUACAUUUCAUGGAUUGCAUCUUGUUAGUAACCAUGGUCCUUCAUGUUGUCUUUUUUGUUGUAAUACUUUUAAUUUCAUGUCAUUUUAUGCUUAUGUGGUAUUUUAUCAGAUCUUAGAUACAUAAAAAAAUAAUCAAACAAAUGUAAUAGCAAAGACAUAUCGUUUUUAUCACUAUGUUUGCGUAUUUCACAUGCUGAAUACAGUCAAGAAUAUCUUACAACUUUUCUCAAAUUUGAAAUGUCUUGAUUUUUUAAAAGAUAUUUAUCAUUAUUGUCUGUCUGCCCUGCUGUGCAGUACUAAAUGAAAGAACAUGGAAACUGAUCUGACAGACAGAAUAUGGAUUAAAGGCCUUUGUUUCAUCAUUUAUGUUUAUAUUGUAUAUAUGCCAGCUAUACUUCUUCAAGUGAAUGUCUGAAGGAGCUCGGAUGUUAUCUUUAUGAAAUUGCUUAUCGUAAAUAGGAAAAUGAGCUUAAUGAGCUUUUGCAAUCAUUAGCUUUAUUUGCAUAUGUUCGAUAUGAUCAGUUUUCUAUAUUUCAUUCAAAAGUCCAAACGGUAAAAUAACUUUAAGAUUAUUAAUUAUAAAAUAUAUAUUUUUAUGUGUUUUAUUUAUUUUUAUUUUAACAUAGUUUCCCCCUAUGCAUCAAAUACAGCUUUUUUGAUUAGGUGUAUUUUAUAUGAAAACACAGCUUAUAAAAGUAUUUUGUUCAAUUCAAGGGGGCAAUCAAAGAAACUCCCUGGUCAUUUAUAUCUUGACUCUGUUACAUAAACUCAAUAACUGGAAUGGCUGUUAAAUGAGAUUUAAAUGAGAUAAUAGACAUGAUUUACUUCUCCUGUACAGCUGGUUUGAUUAGUGUUAGAAAUAGUCAGUAGCUGGUAUGUCACCUGAAAAAUCUCAAUAAAACAAUAUGAAUUCAAUAUCUAUAUAAAAACGUUGAUAUUUAAUUUAACCUUUCACCAAACUGUUUCAUCAUUUCUACUCAGGGGCUUAUAUGACGUUGUUUAACUGACAAAGCUCUAGUCUUAACUUAGGGAGGCAUAUAGAGUGACCCUUGUCCAUCUGUAGACCUAAUACUGGUUCAAUUUGCCCAAACCUUCUGAUCGCGCAAAUUGAAAACCGGGUUUUCAGUGCAUUACGUCGUGUAUAGUUUUCUAUUUUGAAAAAGAAAUCCAUUGCUUGAUAUUUGUAGUAUAUAUAUAUUUUAUUUUGUUCAGCUUCAUUUUACAAUAUUUAGCUUUUGCAUUUUAUUAUAUUCUUUUGUACACUUACAUAUCACUAUAUUGUUGCAUUUACCUUGUUUUGACUGUUAGAUAUUUUUGGUGACUAUUUUACUAUGUAUUUAAUUGUUGAAGAAAUUUUAAGCUUAUUUGCUUUUCCAAGGAACUGUAAGGUAACUGUGUUUUGUGACUUUAGAAGGAUCUUAAAAAAAUUCUGUAAUAAAAUUGACAUAAUGUAAUCAAGCGUUGGCUGUGAAAAGCAUGGAAAGUGUAAAUAUCUUCUUUGUCUUGACCUUUGAUGUAUAGCAACGCGAAUUGGCCAUUAGUGGUACUCUACAAAUUGUAUAAGUCUUUUCUCUUGAAUUAUUUUAAAUUUAGGACUUCUAUGUAACGAGAAAUCAUUUUAAGUUAUAAACCUAGACAUACUGUUUGUCAAAGUUGUGCCCUUGUCACAUUUGUAACUAUAAUUGGUACCUUGUGUAGAGACCUUAUACAUGUUUUUGUUAUAUUACAUUUGAACACUCGAAUGAGCUAUCAUUUUAGGCGCCAAUUUAGACAUGUUUUAAAUCUUGAGGUAUUUCAAUUUUUAACAGCUUUUAUGUUUAAAUGUUUUGUUUCUGUGUAGAAAUCCUUGAAAUAACAUUCCUUUUUGUUGCCAUAAAGAGUUGCUCACUAUAAAUUAAUGUUGUGUUUACUGCUGUAAGAGAUAUAGCUCACAUUCUUCAGCUCUUCUGUGUUUCAGAAUAGAAAAGUUGAGGAACGAUCAUAGCCUUGGCGUCAUUGUCCCCAUCAAUGUCUUGCAGGACAUUAAUGUUGGAUUUACCAAAAAGUUUUUUUAAAUAUUCAUUUGAAACUUGGUACACAUGGUCAUAAACAUUUCACACCUGUACAGCUUAGUCCAUAUCUCGAGCUUCAAUAAUUGUUGAGUUAUUCCCCUUUUUUCACUGAAAAACAACAGGCGUGUGUUCACUGAACAACAGCAGACGUGUGUUCACUGAACAACAACAGGCGUGUGUUUGCUCUGCGGAGCUCCUGUUAACACUUGGAUGUAGACAUGUUUUUGUACUUUGUAGUUUGUACUGUAUAUUUUAUAGUCUUCAAAAAGUAGUUCCUUAUCUUAUUCACACGACAGAUACCAUUGUGUUAAGUAACAUGUGUUUUAAGAAAAAUGGCAUAAUAGUAUACAUGUACAUAUUCAUUUUACUUUGUGUGUGACACUAUUGUACAUAGCAUUUAGUCUAAAGGACAAAUGGAUGUGAACAGUUGUGUAGAUCUGAAUAACUAUUUUCAUUUGUCAAGCCAUUUGACUUUCUUUAAUUGUUACUACAUUUAUACAUAGAGACUUUCUUGUAGUUGUUGUUUGUGGUAGUACACUCUUGUUGUGUAUAAUGAAAUAAACGUCUUUUUCGGAA
Molecule: messenger RNA, 3492 nt
Organism: Mya arenaria
Lineage: Eukaryota; Metazoa; Mollusca; Bivalvia; Myida; Myidae
Product: protein pygopus-like
Exons: 3
Coding region: 116-826 (236 amino acids)
Source: RefSeq, a predicted model, not a curated record